AUGGAUCCAUUUGACACAAAUGAAAUGAAAGAGAAGGAGAAUAGAUUAUUAAGAAAGAUCGAUUUUAAAAUUGUUCCAUUUAUGCUGCUGCUUUACCUAUUAAGCUUUUUAGAUAGAGUAAACAUUGGAAACGCAAAAUUGGCUCAUUUGGAACGUGAUCUUGGAUUGGUUGGAAGUGAAUUUAAUUGGAGUUUAAGCAUUUUUUUUAUCGGAUAUGUUGUAUUUGAGAUACCAUCAAAUUUGGUAUUAUAUAAAGUUAGGCCUUCAAUAUGGCUCCCAACAAUUAUGAUUGCUUGGGGAAUAACAAUGUCACUUAUGGCUUUUGUAAAAUCAUAUGCAGAACUUUUGAUCACACGCUUUUUCUUGGGAGUUUUUGAAGCAGGUUUAGUUCCGGGAAUAGUUUAUUAUAUUACUUUGUGGUAUAGAAGAUACGACCAAAGUUUUAGAAUGGGGGUUAUUUUAUCCGGAUCAUCAAUUGCUGGUGCUUUUAGUGGAUUAUUAACUUAUGCAAUUGUAAGUCUUACGAAUGAUGAUUCACCUUUAAAAGGAUGGCAAUUGAUUUUUCUAAUUGAUGGUUUAGUUACUGUUAUAGUUGCUAUUAUUGCAUAUUUUUAUAUUGCUGACUAUCCAGAAGAAGCCAAGUGGCUUAGAAAAGAAGAGAGAUCAUUGGCAGUUUUAAGAUUAAAACGUGAUAUUGAUGGAAUUGAAUAUAAAAAAGCUCGAGAACACUCAUUUGAUAAGGUUUAUAUAGUGGAGUGUUUGACGGAUUGGAAAGUGUACAUAUCGAUGCUCAUUUUAUUAGGAAUUAAUACCUCAGUUUAUUCAUUUGCAUUUUAUAUUCCUUCAAUCGUCAAUGGAUUCGGUUUCGAUGAAGGCAAGAUGAGUCUUCGUGGUCCUUUUAUAAUGUCGUUUGCUUCAAUUGCAACUGUGGGAUAUAUAGUUAUCUUGUAUUCUAUAAAUAUGAAUUCUAUGAUUGUGAAAUACAUAGCAACUUGUAUUAUAGCAAUAGGUGCAUCUCCAUGUGGUGUUCUUACAAUUAUAUGGCUGUCAAACAACCUGUCACCACCACUAAAAUGUAACAUAGGUGUUGCAAUGAUGAUAAGUUGUGGUAACUGUGGAGGUAUAAUUGCCGCACAGAUAUAUCGUUCUGUAGAUUAUCCUAAUUACGAACGUGGUCAUAUUAUUGCAUCAUGUUUCUUAUUAGCAGCCAUUUGUUUGUGUGCAAUCCAGUAUGGAACUUUAAUCCGACUUAAUGAGUUAAAAGAAGAGAAGAAACUUAGCAUUAAAACUUCUGGUUAUAAAGGUAUUGAAGAAGAUAAAAAGAUAUUAAGUGAUAGACAUUAUAAAUUUGAAUAUAGUUUGUAA
Molecule: messenger RNA, 1365 nt
Organism: Cetraspora pellucida
Lineage: Eukaryota; Fungi; Glomeromycota; Glomeromycetes; Diversisporales; Gigasporaceae
Source: the annotation of a GenBank genome assembly